GGGAUACUUUUGAAUAUUGGUUUAAGGCCUUCAUUGCCCUUGAAAGACGUGGAGAAUGGACAUCGUACUCAACACGAACAUGGGCUUUUUUGGGCACAAGAAACAAAAAGCCUCUCCAUCACCCGUCCGUGCAAUAAAAGCGUGUUUUGUACACGAGAAGAUGCGCAUUGUUGGACUGACAGGAGGGAUCGCUUCAGGGAAAAGCACGGUUUCCAAUCUCUUCAAAGCCAAUGGAAUUCCCGUUGUUGAUGCUGACAUCGUCGCUCGAGAUGUUGUUAGAAAGGGAACUGGCGGUUGGAAAAGGGUUGUAGCCACAUUUGGGGAUGAGAUUUUACUAGAAAAUGGAGAAAUCAAUAGGGCACAGCUAGGGCAAAUUAUCUUCGCUGAUCCUGCGAAACGCCAGCUUCUUAACCGGUUAUUGGCUCCAUUUAUUUCCUCUGGUAUAUUCUGGGAAGUAGUAAAGCUAUGGCUCAAGGGUUCUAAGGUUAUCAUUCUCGACAUCCCGUUGUUAUUCGAGGCUAAGAUGGACCAAUGGGCAAAACCCAUCAUUGUCGUGUGGGUUGAUCCUGAAACACAGCUUCAGCGGCUCAUGGCAAGAGAUGGGAUCUCCGAAGAGCAGGCCAGAAACAGGAUUAAUGCACAGACUGCAUUGGAUUGGAAAAGGACAAAGGCGGACAUAGUCAUUGACAACUCAGGGUCGAUAGAUGAAACGAGGGAGCAGUUUCAGAAGGUCCUGACUGAGGUCACAAGGUCCUUAACGUGGAGAGAGUUUGGGCUCUCCAGAAAAGGUGCGCUUUUGGCCCUUGUUUCUGUUAUUAUAGGUGUUAUGGUGUGCAGAAACAUUUAUAAAGACAAUGGUAUAAAACCACAUUGAACAUAUGGCCUGGAAUCCUUAACACUCAGCGAAAUCAAGAGAUAAACAUCUUGAAUUUGCUAAGGUGCAGCUGAAGCAGUCGUGAUUUGUGGGGUGGGGUAAACUUGGUUGGUGUGCUUAAGCAAUAAUUGUAUUGAAUUCUGUUGAACACAACUUCCUGCAUUUUAGAUUUUUCGUGUCAUUCCAAGA
This is a messenger RNA of Magnolia sinica, 1063 nucleotides long. Its product is annotated as dephospho-CoA kinase. NCBI's taxonomy places the organism in Eukaryota, Viridiplantae, Streptophyta, Magnoliopsida, Magnoliales, Magnoliaceae. Gene Ontology annotation, molecular function: dephospho-CoA kinase activity; ATP binding. Gene Ontology annotation, biological process: coenzyme A biosynthetic process. The record is from RefSeq and is a predicted model, not a curated record. The transcript has 4 exons. The coding region runs from base 56 to 874 and encodes 272 amino acids.